AUGUCUCUCCAACCUACCCAGACCAACAUGACUAUCAGCAACGCCAACCCCCAGACCUCGUCCGCCGACUGGUGGCGCCAGGCGCUUGUGUACCAGAUCUACCCGCGUUCAUUCAUGGACGCGAACGGGGACGGUAUCGGAGACCUUGUGGGCAUCACCUCCAAGAUUCCCUACCUCAAGGACCUGGGCGUCGACGCUAUCUGGCUCUCUCCCUUCUACCCGUCAGCGCUCAAGGACGGCGGCUACGAUGUUGCCGACUACCGUAACGUCGACCCCAAGAUCGGCACGCUCGCCGACUUUGACGACAUGACGUCGGCAUGCAAGGCCGCCGGCAUCAAGGUCAUUGUCGACAUUGUGCCCAACCACUCGUCGGACGACCACGAGUGGUUCCAGGCCGCCCUCAAGGCUGGUCCCGGCUCACCCGAACGUAACCGCUACAUCUUCCGCGACGGUCUCGGUCCUAACAAGGACCAGGCGCCCGCCGAUUGGGAGUGCAUGUUUGGCGGUCCGGCAUGGGAGCCCGUUGGUGAUGGACAGUAUUACCUUCACCUGUUUGAUGCGAGCCAGCCCGACUUCAACUGGGAGAACCCCGAGGUUCGCGCCGACUUUAUCAAGACGCUGAGGUUCUGGGCCGACCGUGGAGUCUCUGGAUUCCGUAUCGACGUCGCUCACGGUUGUUCCAAGAAGGUCGACGAGAUCCUCAACUCGAACAAGCUGCACUCGCAGGAGGAGAUUGCUUCCCUCAGCCUCAAGAUGCUCGAGGGCACACUUGAUGACGACGCACACCCGUACCUCGACCGGAACGAGGUGUUUGACAUCUACCGCGAGUGGCGCAAGGUGUUCAACGAGUACAGCCCUCCCCUCACUGCCGUUGCUGAGGCUUGGGUCUCGAGCAAGCGCAAGCCUCUGUACGCUUCCGCCGACGGUCUCGGCCAGGCCUUCUCCUUUGACAUGCUCAUGGCUCCCUUUGACCCGUCUGCAUUCAAGAAGAUCAUUGUCGACUCGCUCGACGACGCAGCCCAGAGCGGCUCGUCGACCACUUGGGUCUUCUCGAACCACGAUGUCAUCCGCCACGCGACGCGCCACGCCCUGCCUGACGACGGAGGAUACCACGAGACUGCGCGCAAGUACCUCCUCAACAAGGGCAAGGCGCCCGUUGCCGACCUUGAGCUUGGCUUGCGUCGCGCCCGCGCCGCGACUAUGAUGAUCCUCGCUCUCCCCGGAUCAGCGUACAUCUACCAGGGCGAGGAGCUUGGUCUCUUCGAAGUCGCCGAGAUGCCAGACGAGGAGCGCCAGGACCCUACCUUCUUCCGCAAGCCUGGUGUUGAUGUUGGUCGCGACGGAUGCCGCAUCGCCAUGCCAUGGAGCGGUGAGGGCAAGAACAUGGGCUUUGGGCCAGGGAAGCGUCCCCACCUCGUUCAGCCUGAGGGAUACCGCAAGCUCGCGGUUGACGUAGAGGACAAGGACCCCAACUCGACCCUCAACCUCUACCGCAAGGCGCUUGGGCUGAGGCACGAGCUCCAGUGCGCCGAGGACCUUGAGUGGCUCUCGGACGACGCCGAGACUGUCCACUUCAAGCGGCCCAACGGGUGGGAGGUGCUCGUCAACUUUGGCAAGGAGGCGCGUUCCAUCCCCUCGAACCGCAAGGUCGCGCUCUCAUCGGGCGACCUCGUCGACGGUGCUGUCCCAACUGACACCGCUGUCUGGCUUCUUCCGGCUUAA
This is a messenger RNA of Cutaneotrichosporon cavernicola, 1722 nucleotides long. RefSeq lists its product as uncharacterized. The transcript has 2 exons. The coding region runs from base 1 to 1722 and encodes 573 amino acids. NCBI's taxonomy places the organism in Eukaryota, Fungi, Basidiomycota, Tremellomycetes, Trichosporonales, Trichosporonaceae. Gene Ontology annotation, molecular function: glucan 1,4-alpha-maltotriohydrolase activity; oligo-1,6-glucosidase activity; sucrose alpha-glucosidase activity. Gene Ontology annotation, biological process: maltose catabolic process; sucrose catabolic process. The record is from RefSeq and is a predicted model, not a curated record.